UUUAUGUUUCCCUUUUUCAGUAAACUUUAGUUGUACAGUUAUUCCACUUUCCAAUAAGUUAUUUCUUUACAAGUUAACUGUAUACUUAGUCGCAGCAUUUUAUUGAUUCCCACAAAAAUAUUCCUGUUGUAAUUCAUUAUUUUCUAUUCUUCAUUAGUCUUUCUUUGACUUUUUCUAUUCGCAAAACAGUUAUUACUGCUAUCGUCCUGUAAAGUAAUAUAUUCCUUUAUAAUAACUGGUAGACAUCAAAUAUACUAUCUACUGACUAUCAGGUAUGAUUCUUUUUGUAUGAAUGUUGAAUUUUCUACACUUGACAUAUAGCAUUUGUAUAUGAAUUAUUGUGUAACCACUGUUUUGUACGUUUCAUCUACUCAGCGUUUGUAUUUUUAAGGAAUUUGUACUGAAAUGAAAUGGUUGUUUUAUUGUAUCCUUAAUGAUAUUAAAACCAUCAAUUCAGCUUUGAACAUGUAUUCUCACAGCCACUCAGACAAUCAUAAUCAGCAAAAAUAUUCUCAUCAUCCAAAAUCACUUGUCAAAGCAGCUUUGAUUACCACCUUUCUUACAAAGAUCUGGAAAGACGAUGAAGAUGAAAGCCAUACUUACCAGAAUUCGAAUGGUCUGCAUACUCCUUUAGUCGUUCAGUGUGCAGAAUUGGUUAAACCUAUUCCUAAAGACAGACAAACUGCGAUUAAAGCUCUGGAUGUGGUUGCAGAUGUUGCUCAAGAUGUACAACCGGCAGUGGUUUCAAUCACCAGUACUAACAAAGGUUUUCUUUCACUUCACGCACGUUCCACCGGCUCAGGUUUCAUCGUAGACGAUUCGGGUCAUGUGGUUACAAAUGCUCAUGUAGUUGGCUAUCGAGGCGAUGUUAUUGUCCAUCUGUGUGACGGUCGUUCCUUUCCUGGCAAAGUUUUAGCAGUUGAUGUAUCCUCAGACCUAGCACUUAUUCGGAUGGAUGUUAAAAAGAGUGUUGCAGAAAAUCUUCCACGUCUUCCAAUGGCUGCUAAUUUACAAAACAUUCGUCCAGGUCAGUUUGUACUGGCUUUAGGAAGCCCAUUAAUGUUGGCUAACAGUGUUACAGUUGGUGUUGUAUCUGCUGUGGACAGAGACCUCGGUCAUUCAGAAGGCCUAAAAUACAUUCAGACUGACGCCAUAAUAACAUUUGGUAAUUCAGGUGGUCCACUAGUGAAUUUAUAUGGUGAAGUUAUUGGAAUUAACGCCAUGGUGGCUGGCACGGGAGUUGGAUUUGCCAUACCUGUUGAUCAGGUUCGAAAUUCAUACAGUUGGCUUUGA
Messenger RNA from Heterobilharzia americana, 1293 nucleotides. The record is from the annotation of a GenBank genome assembly. Lineage: Eukaryota; Metazoa; Platyhelminthes; Trematoda; Strigeidida; Schistosomatidae.